CCACCCGCCGCCAUGACCCACUUCAACAAGGGCCCCUCUUACGGGCUCUCCGCCGAGGUCAAGAACAAGAUUGCUUUAAAAUAUGAUCCACAGAUAGAAGAAGAUCUCCGCAACUGGAUUGAAGAAGUUACUGGAAUGAGCAUUGGGGCAAAUUUCCAGCUGGGCAUGAAGGAUGGUAUCAUCCUAUGCGAGCUUAUCAACAAACUGCAGCCAGGAUCUAUAAAGAAAAUUAAUCAGUCCAAACUGAACUGGCAUCAGCUGGAGAACAUUGGGAAUUUUAUCAAGGCCAUACAACAAUAUGGCAUGAAACCACAUGAUAUUUUUGAAGCAAAUGAUCUCUUUGAGAAUGGAAAUAUGACUCAGGUUCAAACAUCACUGGUGGCACUAGCAGGUCUGGCAAAAACCAAAGGCUUUCAUACUACAAUUGAUAUUGGAGUAAAAUAUGCAGAAAAACAAGCAAGGAGUUUUGAUGCAGGGAAACUUAAGGCUGGGCAAAGUGUGAUUGGUUUACAGAUGGGAACCAACAAAUGUGCCAGCCAGGCAGGUAUGACUGCCUAUGGGACUAGAAGACAUCUCUAUGAUCCAAAGAUGCAAACUGAUAAACCGUUUGACCAGACAACCAUUAGUUUGCAGAUGGGUACUAACAAAGGAGCUAGUCAGGCAGGGAUGCUUGCACCAGGGACCAGGCGAGACAUUUAUGACCAAAAGCUCACAUUACAACCCAUGGACAACACUACAAUUUCACUACAAAUGGGCACCAACAAAGUUGCUUCGCAGAAGGGGAUGAGUGUGUAUGGGCUUGGACGACAAGUGUACGACCCUAAGUAUUGUGCUGCACCAAUAGAACCCAUUAUUCAUAAUGGAAGCCAAGGAACAGGAACUAAUGGGUCUGAAAUCAGCGAUAGUGAUUAUCAGGCUGAGUAUCCAGAUGAAUAUCACGGCGAAUACCAAGAUGACUAUCAGAGGGAUUACCAUGGUCAGUACAGUGACCAGGGCAUUGAUUAUUAGAGCUGCCUCAAGAAAAAAAGUUCAGUAUUAGUUUAUUAUUUUAUUCAGUAAAAACGAAACUAGCCUUGUGGAAUUGUUACCCAUCUUCUUUACACAUUAUGCUCAUGUACCUAAGGUAAUAUUGCCUUACAUAACAUUCCUUUUUCCUUUCUCUGCCCUUUCUUUCUCUAGUUGCCUUUAGUGCUGUAAACAGUUGCAGUCUACAGCAUAACCAAUAACUGCAUAUGAAGUAAAAAGGAAUACUGUGAAGGGGAGUUCUCUUAUACAGCCAAGUCUUUUAAUUAAAAAGAAAAACUAUGCAUUUUUUUACAAUCUUAUUCUGAAAUAGGCAUUUUGCAUAACAUAUCAAGCCUUGAUUU
Euleptes europaea (tarantolino) is the source of this 1367-nucleotide messenger RNA. RefSeq names its product calponin 3 (gene CNN3). The transcript has 8 exons. The coding region runs from base 13 to 1008 and encodes 331 amino acids. NCBI's taxonomy places the organism in Eukaryota, Metazoa, Chordata, Lepidosauria, Squamata, Sphaerodactylidae. Gene Ontology annotation, biological process: actomyosin structure organization. Gene Ontology annotation, molecular function: actin binding. The record is from RefSeq and is a predicted model, not a curated record.